AUAAGACUGUGCGCCUGUCGCGGUGGAGCAUAAAGUCGCACCAGCAGAUAGGACAGCCACUCAAACACACCACACAUAAGACAAACUUGUUCAAUUCUCGCCUGCAAUGCGUACUUGGCAGACAUUCCUGCUCAUCCAUCUGUGGACUCGUGAUCUUCUCGAGCUACCUUGCUUUGCAGACGAGUCGCAAAGCGUGGGUGAUCGGCCUGAUGAGUUGGUCACCAGAGGGUUGAGGUUGCUCGUUCGCCUUAGUCGUCCUUUCGGCGCACUUUUGCUAGCGCAACAGCGUGGUGGGGAGUAUAAGAGAAUCGCUUCGAUUAACAAUAUCAUCGUACGAGUCAGGGAUAUAGCUGCGAAGAACGGGGCAUUUUCAUUUCAUACAUUUCCACAUGAACAGUACCCUAGAAUUUUGUAUGAUAUCGGUCUCGAUAUCGUAUCAUAUAUUGUCUCGCAUACAAACAAGCUAGUCCUAAAAUCAGACGUCCGGGAGAUGGUGUUCUCCCUGGAGGGAGAGAUGUGACGGUGACGCUGUCCAACAGAUCUUCGAGAACCCUGCACUUCUAGACCUCGACAUCUCUAUUCGCGAUCAGAUGGAAGGCUUGUUUCUCUGACCACUCAGGAAGCUUCAAGGUACACUACGCGAAUACGGCAGUGCGCCUUUGGCGUUCGUGGGCGACGCUCCCGAUGAAUGUACAUC
Suillus subalutaceus is the source of this 697-nucleotide messenger RNA. RefSeq lists its product as uncharacterized. NCBI's taxonomy places the organism in Eukaryota, Fungi, Basidiomycota, Agaricomycetes, Boletales, Suillaceae. The record is from RefSeq and is a predicted model, not a curated record. The coding region runs from base 107 to 520 and encodes 137 amino acids. The transcript has a single exon.